AUGUAUAUUGAAGAACUUGAACUUGAAGGUAAUGGUAAUCUUGUUCUAUCUACUGUUGCUGAUGUUGUUAAUGUUGAAAAUCAUAAUGUAAGUUUGAACGCCACGGCUAUUGAGUACUUGAAAAGGAAAACAAUGGAUUGGAAAAUGACUGUCUUGGGGCAUGAAUAUAUGCAUAUGCGAUGUUGUGCACACAUUUUGAAUCUUAUUGUCGUUGAGAGGUUGAAAGAUAUGAGUGAAUCUAUUCUGCGUGUUCGUGAUGUUGUGAGUUUGGGGAAGGCAUUCCAAAGAUUGGGGGAGGAAGAUAGUAGUUUCAUAAAAUUCUUUGGCAUAAAAGAAGGCGAUGAGGAUUUGUCAUUGGAGGGUGACCAAGGUGGGAGCCAUAGCCAUAGGGUCCCAACUCCAAGACAAGCAACUGUCCCAAACAAGCUUGAUUGGAAGAAGUGUAUGUUGUUUGUUACGUUCUUGAAACUUUUCUGUGAUGCAACCAAUAAAUUUUUAGCUUCUCUUUUCGUCACAUCCAAUAUAUUCUUUCAUGAGUUGUUUGAGGUUGAAACCCGUAUAGAUGAAUCAAUCCUCAACAGAGAUCUUUUUAUGUCUAAAAUGACAAUUGAAAUGAAAAGAAAAUUUGAGACGUAUUGGGGGGAUGUAGAGAAAUUCAAUCCCCUACUUUAUGUGGCGGUGACACUUGAUCCCCGGUUUAAAUUAAGGUUGGUGAAAUUUUGCUAUACAAGAUCCAAAGGGAAGCCGGUGGGUGAGAAAAUGGAGAAACAAGUGAAGGAUGUUUUGAACAAGUUGUAUGAUUCUUAUGAAAAAGAGGGUGAAAUUAGACAAAAUGUGCCUAGUGUAAGUCCAAUGCCGAGAGUAAUGGAGGAGAAUGAGGAUUGUGAUUGUUGCUUGAAUUUAGCUAGCGAAUUUGACACUUACUUGGAGGAUGAGUAUUCUAGUGUUUGUUCCUUGGAGGUAGACAAGUACUUGGGGGAUUUGUGUGAACGUGGGGACAAUCCGUAUUUUGAUAUCUUGGUAUGGUGGAAGAACAAUUCCAACAGGUUUGGUCAGUUUAGACAUGGGAUUGAGAGCACUAUGGACAUUAGACUAGUUUAUUUUAUUAUGGACUUUUGCUUGGAUGUCAGUACUAGUAGUGUAGUGGACUGGAAAUCUCUUGCUUGCAAUGCUGAAAAUGUCUAA
Rhododendron vialii is the source of this 1185-nucleotide messenger RNA. Its product is annotated as zinc finger BED domain-containing protein RICESLEEPER 3-like. NCBI's taxonomy places the organism in Eukaryota, Viridiplantae, Streptophyta, Magnoliopsida, Ericales, Ericaceae. Gene Ontology annotation, molecular function: DNA binding. The coding region runs from base 1 to 1185 and encodes 394 amino acids. The transcript has 5 exons. The record is from RefSeq and is a predicted model, not a curated record.